CACUCGGCUACUGGAGGGAAGGACAAAGCACACAGCCCUAUGCCAGGAGAUCGAUGACCCUGAAAGCAAUUCCAGUAGUCACUGAAGCAGUGAGACCGCCGGAGUUAGUCAACAAUGUUGGACCUCCUCCUGGACAAAACUUAACCGUUCUAAUUUGUCAGCCUACUCUUCACACACGGAUAUCCGACUGGCAAACUUACCGGAGCAGAGGACUUGAACAUCAUAACAUUUCUGUAUAUCAAACUAAUGAGAUGAGAUAAUCUACAUUUGAGUUUAGAUUGUAUUUGAUUCAUAAUCUUGAGAUAUGGCAUAAAUUUAAGUCCUUGCGAACGCGAUAACGUGUCAUCAUAUGUUAGGAAUGUUUGUUUAGCAAUCGAUGUCUAAAAUUAGUUAGUUAGUCGACUAAUUCAUCUCAUUAUCAAUUGACAAUUAACCCUAUUUACGGUAAAUUGGCGUCUUACCUAUUUACCGUAAAUAGCCUCCUAUAGACCUCCCACUGUGACAGCGAGUCAGGGAAUGUUUUGGCCAACAGGGGGAUUAGACAGGUGUGGCUGAGUGGGUCUUCUAUUGUGGUGCACGCGGAGGAAAUUUAGGAUACAUUUGAUUAUGUAUUCGACAUUUGAGGUGGACUUUGAGUGAAGUUGAUUUCGAAGUGCAAUGGAAAUCAAUAUUUGGAAUAGUUGUGACUACAGCCAAAAUGUUACCUUUUUCUAUGAACUGGUUGGGAAAAAAAUCAGUGAAGAAUGGACAACUCGUGACUUUGUGGUGAUAGGACUGGGCUUGCUGGUGUGUCUCAUUGUCAUACUCUCCAACAUGAUGGUGAUGACAGCCAUCUUCAUCAACCAGCGCUUUCACUUCCCAAUCUACUUCCUCCUGGGCAACAUGGCAGCUGCAGACCUGUUUGCAGGGCUUGCCUAUGUCAACCUCAUUUUGAACACAGGGCCCUGGACGAGCAGGCUGACCAAGCCCCAGUGGUUUGUCCGUGGAGCCCUUAUUGACAUCAGUCUGACGGCCUCAGUGGCCAACCUGCUGGCCGUGGCUGUGGAGCGCCACCAGACCAUCAUCACCAUGCAGCUGCACAGCCAGAUGAGCAGGCGACGCGUGGUGCUGCUCAUCAUCUUCAUCUGGGCCGUGUCGAUCAGCAUGGGCCUGGUGCCCUCCAUGUUCUGGAACUGCGAGUGUGACCUGGCCGACUGCUCCACCAUCGCCCCCCUCUACAGCCGGCGCUUCCUGGUCUUCUGGGCCCUGCUCAACCUGCUCACCUUCUUCAUCAUGGUGGCCGUGUACGCCCGCAUCUUUCUCUACGUGAGGCGGCGAAGCCGGCGUGCCACCCAGCACACCUCCCAGCUGUGGCACAGCCAGACCAUCAUCAACCUGAUGAAGACCAUCUCCAUGGUGCUGGGAGCGUUUGUUAUCUGUUGGACGCCAGGGUUGAUGACCCUGUUACUGGAUGGGCUAAUGGGAAAAGACAGCCAUGCCCAGACCUAUGAAAAGUACUGUCUGGUCAUAGCGGAGUGUAACUCUCUGGUCAACCCAAUCAUCUAUUCUCUCCGGGACGAGGACAUGAGGAGGACGUUCAAGAGUAUACUGUGCUGGCUUUGCAGGAGGAGAUGUGACCAGCAGGGGGAGCCCUCUCCUGCGUUUGAAACAGCACACCUUGAGGAUAAUAAUGGUUGCGCCAUGAAAGCAAAGGACAGUGCCAGCUAUACUCUAACUGAUGCAGACACAGACUAUAGACAAGCCCAUCUCUGUUGAUGGAUGGAUGAUGUCAAAGAAUUAAUAUCCUAAAAGGACCUGUGGCUCAUACCAUUAACCACUGAAUGUAUUCAUCUGGCACCAUCUCUCAUGGAUGAUUGUGCAUGCCUGUAAAGUACUGUAUUUGCAUAUUUAUUUAAAAAAACACUGAUGUUUUGAGGCAUCAUUAAGUGUAGACUGAUGUAAAUAUGAAUUAACUUUAAUGUUGUAUUGCCAUACGUCAUUUAGCCAUAUCCAGCAAUCCAAGUUUGUUUGCUUGUGAAAAUCUGACUGCCAGAGUAUUACAUUAUGUAAAAUAACA
Molecule: messenger RNA, 2056 nt
Organism: Osmerus eperlanus (European smelt)
Lineage: Eukaryota; Metazoa; Chordata; Actinopteri; Osmeriformes; Osmeridae
Gene: lpar2a
Product: lysophosphatidic acid receptor 2a
Exons: 4
Coding region: 658-1755 (365 amino acids)
Biological process (GO): regulation of metabolic process; adenylate cyclase-activating G protein-coupled receptor signaling pathway
Cellular component (GO): plasma membrane; cytoplasm
Molecular function (GO): lysophosphatidic acid receptor activity
Source: RefSeq, a predicted model, not a curated record